UUUUGGAAUUGCCAAAGUGUUCCAUUCGCUGAUACCGGUGAUUAUUGGAUUAGAGAACUAGACCAUAGAUUGAAUCGAAUCGGACGGUUAAAGAAGUUGGUGAUAGAAUAAAGAGGGUGAAAAUCAGUGAUUAAAAGAAGUGAUCUACGUUUUACAGUGUAGAUUUUGAAUCUUAAAUUGCUCUGCCCCGCGUUUGACAUCUGAUAACGAAUGCUUGAGGAGGCACUAUGAACGGAGCAGCGACAGUCACGGCGACUGAAGAUCAUCAGCAUCAGCAAACACAGAAUGAAACGACUUCGGAACAUCCACGGAGUCCCGCCAGUCCACUGAGUGCUAGACAUGAUUCCGGCGAGAGCAGCGUCAUUUCUCCGGGUUUGCCGGAACGUUACAGUCCGUUGGGAGCGACGGGGUCUACGUCAAGCCACGAUCCUUAUGCUUCCCGAUCGGUUCAAGAAUGUCCGGUACCCCUCUGCAGAGGAAUGCCGACGGACUUUCCUCUAGCCCGGUCACCGUAUUUAACUGCACUUGGGAACGGUCAUCCACAUUUGUUGGGUCAGGUACAGCAUCAGCAGCAGCAACAACAGCAACAACAGCAGCCACAGCAACCACAGCAUGGUAGCAAACCACCACGUAGUCUCGGCCUCAUAUGCGUGGUCUGCGGCGACACUAGUUCCGGCAAACAUUAUGGAAUACUUGCCUGCAACGGCUGCAGUGGUUUUUUCAAGAGGAGUGUUAGACGAAAGCUAAUAUACAGAUGUCAAGCUGGUACCGGAAGAUGUGUUGUGGACAAAGCUCAUCGAAAUCAAUGUCAGGCUUGUCGUCUGAAGAAAUGUAUGCAAAUGGGAAUGAAUAAGGAUGCUGUUCAGAAUGAACGUCAACCAAGGAAUACUGCCACCAUCAGACCGGAAGCUCUCGUAGAAAUGGAUCAAGAACGAGCUUUACGCGAAGCUGCCGUCGCCGUAGGUGUUUUUGGACCGCCCGUAUCCUUGGCCAUGGCGAGAUAUACUACGCCACUACCUCUGCCUACAGUCGCACCGACGACAAAUUCCGCAAACAACGCAACACCACCUCGGCAAGAAAACGAGGACGGAAACGCUUCCGAGGACAGUAUAGAUGUAACAAACGAGGAGCCGUUGACGCCUCAACGAAGCGGAUGCACUCAACUUCCACCGGUGCUGCCAUCCUUAUAUUCACCAGCGAGUGCUGAAACGGUUUACGAGACCAGCGCGAGAUUGCUCUUUAUGGCAGUCAAAUGGGCGAAAAAUCUUCCCUCCUUCGCUGGUCUGCCAUUCAGAGAUCAGGUAAUAUUACUGGAAGAAGUUUGGUCGGAACUGUUCCUAUUAAAUGCGGUUCAAUGGUGUCUGCCGCUUGAAUCUUCGCCUCUCUUUAGCGCCGCUGAGCUUACUGCUCUGACCCUCUCGCCUCACCCGCAUCCGCAUUCAGGGUUACAUCUGCAAACCACUACGGGGAAGCCCAGCCAAGUGGCGGCGGAUGUUAGACACUUACACGACACCCUGCAGAGAUACAAAGCGGUCAUGGUCGAUCCUGCGGAAUUCGCUUGUAUGAAGGCCAUCGUUCUCUUUCGCCCAGAAACUCGCGGUUUAAAGGAUUCGAGCCAGAUUGAGAAUUUGCAGGAUCAGGCGCAGCUAAUGCUCGGACAUCACGCACGUGCUCAACAACCAAAUAGUCCAGCCCGCUUCGGCAGAUUGUUGUUAUUGCUGCCGUUGCUGCGAACAGUUCCAGCUGCAAGAGUGGAAUUGAUCUAUUUUCAUAGAACUAUCGGCAAUACGCCGAUGGAGAAGGUCCUUUGUGAUAUGUAUAAAAACUAAACAUUUUAAAUACCAAAGGACUUUGUUACGAACGUCAUUUAACAAAACGCAAAUACAUGAUCCAAAAACCAAAUAAUUCAGAGCUAGAAGCAGGACGAGAUUUAUGAAAGACAAAAUCUGCAGUCAUCGAAGAAAGACAGUAAAGAUUAACAGAAGCUUUUUUUUAACGAAAGAAUCAAGCAGAACGCGCGAACUUCUUUUCGACACGAUCAGGCCUAAGGACAAAGUCCUAAGUCCCUCUGUGAUGAUCGUGAGAAUUUCGAUUGGCGAA
Atta colombica is the source of this 2100-nucleotide messenger RNA. Its product is annotated as photoreceptor-specific nuclear receptor-like. Lineage: Eukaryota; Metazoa; Arthropoda; Insecta; Hymenoptera; Formicidae. Gene Ontology annotation, molecular function: RNA polymerase II cis-regulatory region sequence-specific DNA binding; nuclear receptor activity; zinc ion binding. Gene Ontology annotation, biological process: positive regulation of transcription by RNA polymerase II; anatomical structure development; cell differentiation. The transcript has 9 exons. The record is from RefSeq and is a predicted model, not a curated record. The coding region runs from base 228 to 1829 and encodes 533 amino acids.